UAACUUCCAACGCAAAAAAAUCUCCCUUCGUCUAAACUCCACGAAAUUAAAACCUAGCCCCCCAAACUCAUCUCCGCUGAAACCGCAAAAACCCAUCUCCGCCGAAACUCCAGUAACCCAUCUCAGUCGAAACCCUCCUCCCGCCGCCCGCACCUAGCCUCCCUCCCGCCGCCUGCACCUAGCCUCCUCCGCGACCAAGCCAACUCUGCUCUUCUUUACUUGUUCUGGCGCUUGAUUCGGCCAAGGACUUGCUCCGUCUGGGGAGCAGUGGAGUAAGAUCUUCCUGGUCCUUGAAUGUGAUAGAAUAAUGGAAAGAUUCAAAAAAGUUGCAUACCAACUAGAACAAGUUCUGGAUGAAAUUUCUCUUGAUGAGAUUGACAUAUCAGAUGAAGUAAAAGAACAGGUUGAGCUUGUGCAUUCUCGAUUCAAAAGAGCCAAAGAAAGGAUUGAUAAUCUUGAUGCUGAGCUAUACAUAGAAUUUUUAAUGGUUUACCAUAUGAGUGUUGAUGCCGAUAUGGACUGUUCCAUUCUUCAGAGAUUGGCAGAAAAGUUAGAGUUGAUAAUCGUAUCAUAUCUCAAGUAAGAGUCCGUUGUAUUUCAUGAGAUGGUUGCAAAUGAUGGUCAUCCUGGAGAAGUCAUUGAAAAGAUGUCAAUGCUGCUUAAAAGGAUAAAGGAUUUUGUGCAGACACAUGAAUCAGAGUUAGUCUCACUCACAAGCAGAGACAUUCGUGAAACUCCUGUUAUUCCCAAUGACUUCCACUGUCCUAUAUACUGGGAGCUAAUGGGAGAUCCUAUUAUCAUGUCCACCGGACAGGGUUGCUGUGCAGAGUACAUAACUCUAGUGGGUGAUGACUUGGCAUCAAUCUUCCUAGAUGCAAACUUGAACUUCUUGGGAGCUGAACUAAGUUCUUCCCUGCUCUUUGCUGUAAUCACAGCCCUUGCUGUUCUUCCCACUGUUUGGUUCAAGAACAUUAGCUUACUAUCCUACCUCUUAGAUCACACUACUGUUUGGCUUGAUAACCUUGAGAUACAUCUAUUCAUCUUUUCUGUUUGAAUUGUAUGAAGGUGUCUCUUUAGGUAAAUAGUUGUAUUUUAAAAUGAUGGUGGAUACUCAUAUUUUCUGUUUUGUAGAUACUCAUAUUUUAUGUUUGUAAAAUUUAUGGAUAUCCAUAUUUUCUGUU
Messenger RNA from Zingiber officinale, 1181 nucleotides. RefSeq lists its product as uncharacterized. Gene Ontology annotation, molecular function: ubiquitin-protein transferase activity. The record is from RefSeq and is a predicted model, not a curated record. NCBI's taxonomy places the organism in Eukaryota, Viridiplantae, Streptophyta, Magnoliopsida, Zingiberales, Zingiberaceae. The transcript has 4 exons. Gene Ontology annotation, biological process: protein ubiquitination. The coding region runs from base 605 to 1054 and encodes 149 amino acids.